AUGGCGCCCUCAGCCCCCUCUUCCUAUCGUCCGCGCAAGAAGAGAAAGUCUGCACUCUUCGCUGGCUCCAACGACUCACUUACCGUGGACUCUGGGGACGGUAAAGCUGCGCCCGCAUUUCCUUUAGUCUCAUUUUUAUGGGGUGCUCGGGCUGGUGUGUCACAAUGGCUAGUCCUUCCUCUUAUCCUGCUGGCAGCGGGCCUGUUUCGCUGGGCUGUAAGUCUGUGGGGGUAUUCAGGCUUUAAUAUUCCUCCAAUGUACGGUGAUUUCGAAGCCCAGCGUCACUGGAUGGAGAUAACCAUCCAUCUUCCCUUGUCAAAAUGGUAUACGUACGAUCUACCGUACUGGGGACUUGAUUAUCCGCCAUUGACAGCGUAUCAUAGCUGGUUAUUAGGAAAAGUAGGCUCAAUUUUUGAGCCGAUGUGGUUCGCCCUAGAUAUCUCCCGCGGCCUAGAAGACCCUCUACUCAAAGUCUUUAUGCGUGCGACAGUGAUCGUCUCCGAGUACCUCGUCUAUAUCCCGGCAGUUGUCACCUUCCUGCGACGUUACACCAGGAUGCAAGCCGUUCCUGUAUGGUCGUCUUCUGUUGCACUUAGUGCCAUCCUCCUACAACCAGCAACCAUACUUAUCGACCACGGUCAUUUCCAGUAUAACACUGUGAUGCUGGGUUUAUUCGUUGCGUCUCUUGACGCCAUAAUGGCUGGACGCAUGCUUUGGGCCUGCAUUUUCUUCGUUGGGGCUCUGGGGUUUAAGCAAAUGGCUCUAUACUAUGCACCGGUUAUGUUCGCAUUCCUCUUGGGCGUUUGCAUUUUCCCCCGACCUCGAAUUGUUCGACUCCUCAGUAUCUCAGUCGUUACGGUUGCCGCCUUUAUUGUCCUUUUCCUCCCUUUGAUUCAUGGUACUACAAGCACGGAGGCUAGGGAGAACCUUCAGUCUACUCCAGAACCACCUUUACUUCAGGCUCUUCCCCUUCGACUCGACAGUGAUUCCUCAUUAUAUCCCCUUAUUUUUCAGCUGACCCAGAUCAUCCACCGGAUUUUUCCGUUCUCUCGUGGUCUCUUUGAGGACAAAGUGGCGAAUGCCUGGUGCGCCGUUCACACUUUUUACAAACUCCACCGAUUUGAGCCGGAGCUACUGAAGCGCGUAUCGCUCGGUGCUACAUUGGCAUCGAUUCUGAUACCAUGCGCCAUAAUUUUCCGCCACCCCCGCGCCUCGAUUCUCCUCCCUGCCUUUGCUACCGUUGGUUGGGGCUUUUUCCUUUUCUCUUUCCAGGUUCAUGAAAAAAGUGUAUUAUUACCUUUACUUCCGAUGACACUGCUCCUUGCUGGUGAUGGGGGCUUCAAUAAAGAUACUCGGUCAUGGGUAGGAUGGGCGAAUAUCCUUGGCUCUUGGACUCUGUACCCGCUGCUCAAACGCGAUGGCCUUCGGGUCCCAUACUUCGUCGUGACAUACCUUUGGGCCUUCCUGUUAGGCCUUCCCCCGACGUCGUGGCAGGUGUACCGCCAUCAGAAAGCAGCGGCGGCCACAGAAACCGAAAUCGAGCCCAAUGGCCUAACAAAACUGAUACAUUCUUUGUUCUACCUUGCUAUGAUAGGAUGGCAUGUGCUCGAGGCGUUUGUUCCUCCACCACCUGGUAAGCCAGAUCUAUGGGUGGUUCUCAAUGCCCUCAUUGGCGCUGGAGGUUUUGGAAUCUCGUACCUCUGGUGCUUGUGGAAACUGAUCAGCCAAUCCCGCCGGAUGGAUCACAAAGUGGAAGAAAAUCGGAAGAAGAAUCAGUGA
This is a messenger RNA of Aspergillus puulaauensis, 1779 nucleotides long. It is a transcript of the gene ALG6, whose product is annotated as dolichyl-P-Glc:Man(9)GlcNAc(2)-PP-dolichol alpha-1,3-glucosyltransferase ALG6. The record is from RefSeq and is a predicted model, not a curated record. Gene Ontology annotation, cellular component: endoplasmic reticulum membrane. Gene Ontology annotation, molecular function: dolichyl pyrophosphate Man9GlcNAc2 alpha-1,3-glucosyltransferase activity. Gene Ontology annotation, biological process: protein N-linked glycosylation. The transcript is spliced from 3 exons. Lineage: Eukaryota; Fungi; Ascomycota; Eurotiomycetes; Eurotiales; Aspergillaceae. The coding region runs from base 1 to 1779 and encodes 592 amino acids.